Molecule: messenger RNA, 2973 nt
Organism: Adineta steineri
Lineage: Eukaryota; Metazoa; Rotifera; Eurotatoria; Adinetida; Adinetidae
Source: the annotation of a GenBank genome assembly
AUGGUUCGUCUUACUCCUGAAGUAAUCGAAGUAGCUCCACAAUAUCUUAAUCCAGUAGGCCAAUAUGAACUUAGUUUACGAGAUUUAAAACUUCCUGUUAUUGAAAAUUUGGGUGCAACAUUAAAUCAGUUUGAUACAAUUGAUCUUACUAAUAAUGAUCUUCGUAAACUUGAUGAUUUUCCAUAUUUACCAAAAUUAAAAACGCUUUAUCUUGCAAAUAAUCAUAUAACACGUAUUGCUGAAAAUCUUGAUAAAUACAUUCCAAAUUUAGAUACACUCAUACUUAAUAAUAACUUAUUACAAGUUUUAACUGAUAUUGAUCCAUUAGCAACACUAUCUAAACUAGCUCAUAUUAGUUUUGCUAGAAAUCCGAUUGCAAUGUUAAAAGAUUAUCGAUUAUAUGUUAUUCAUAUGCUACCAAACUUACGUACAUUAGAUUUUAAUCGAAUAACUCAAAAAGAACGUGAAGCUGCUUGUAAAAUUUACAAAUCUAAAUUGAAUAAAAAAACCAAGCAGAAACAAAAAAAUAUUAAAACAUUCACACCCGGUGAAGAAUUAGUUAAACCACAAACACCACGUAUGACUAAAAAAGUAGCUGAUGCUAUUAAGAAAGCGAUUACAGAAGCUAAAUCUCUUGAAGAAAUUAAUAAAUUAACAGCAAUGUUACAAGCUGGUGAAAUUCUAAAUCAAAAUAAUUCAAGCUCAAUAGACCAGGAAGAACAUACUGCUGUGGUGCAUAUUGCUGAUUUAGCUCAUGCUCGAGCUCAAGAACUUCAUUCGCUUUUAUAUGAACUUGGCCAUCGACAAGAGAAGCAUAGAACUGCUCUUCAAAUUCUUCCACGUUAUAUGCGACGGCGAGCAGCAAGUUAUAAUAUAAAACGUUUGCCACGUUCACUUCGUCCAUUAGCUGAUCCUAAAACCGGUACAGCUAAAAAGAAACGACCAUCUCGUCGUUAUCGUCGUCGACCUCGAGAUUUACUUGCAUCUUACACGAAUCGUCAACGUAAAAUCAAAUGGCUUAAAACACAUAUUUGGCAUGCAAAACGUUUCCAUAUGAAUACUUUAUGGAAUUAUCGUCUUGCGGAAAAAUCAAAUACAAAAUGUGUUCGACCAACAUAUAAAUCUUUACAUGAACGAUGCUUAAUUCAUGAUAUGUCCUAUUAUGGAUGUAUUGAAUUAGAAGGUGAUGAAGAAGAAAUCAUUAAAAAACUGACUCCAUUAUUUCCUUCAUCAAAUACUAAUUUAACACCAAAAGCUAAAAUGUAUCUUAAUGGACAAUUUGAAGGACAAUGUCUUGUUUAUAAACCACAUACAAAAGAAUGCUUAACACCGAUAAGUUUCAUGUGGAUGCCAUCAAAUGAUAAACAAAAACGUAAACUUUGGUUAUGGUGUCAUCCAGCUUCAUAUGAUACUCUCGCUCAAAUACUUUUUUCUUUGUUCAAUACUUCAUUAUCAACAACAACAACAACAACUGAAGAACCACCUGUUAAAAAACAAAGAAAUGAUGAUGGUGAUCAAGAAUCAGUAACUAUUACUUUAUUACGAGAUCAACAACAAUUAACUCGAUUUCGUUUAAUUGGUCCACUUUCAAUGGCUAUUCUAAAACAUGCACUUCAUCCAAGUAUGCUACCUAAUGAUCCUAUUGAACGAAAAACUGCACCAUUUGCAUGGUGGACAAAUGAAGCACAUUCAAAUGAUAAACAUCAACAACAACUUCACUUUUGGAAUAGUAAUAUUGGUAAUACAUCAACACUAAUGCCUAAUCGAAUUAUUUCACUUGUUGUACGUGAUCCACGUGUAUUUACACCAAUUAAACCAAAAUUAACAAUUCAUACUAAAACAAAUAUUGAAAAACUUGAAACAUCUCCACCAUCAUCCGUUGAUCUUGCUAGUUCACCAUUAUGGAUUGAAAAAUAUCGUACACAUUGUUGUGAAAAUAAAUUAGCAACAUAUCAAAUCAAUCUUUUUCGAUCAAAAACAUUAACAACUGAUAGUAAGGAAUUACAAUUAAAUGAAGAAGAAUCACAAAUUCCAUUGAUAUUAAUUCAUCAUCAUGAUCUUCUUUCACCUUUGUCACAAUAUCAACAAAAUCGAAAUGAUUUAGGAAGUGGAUGGGAUAUUAUUCUACCAAAUGAAUGGGCACAAAUAUUUUGGAUUUCACUUAUUUAUAGUGGUGCUAGACCAAUUGGUCAAAAAGAAUUAUCAUUAAUUGCUCAUGAAACUGGUGAAUUUCAAUUUCCACAAGAAUAUCCUGAUACAGAUGCUGGCAUUGCUUGGGCAUCAAAAAUUGAAUCCGAACAAUUAACACAUUUUUCUAAAUGUCCACCAUCAAAACGACCAAAUUUUUUCAUUAAUGGCAUUAAUAGUCCAUUUCGUCCAUUAUGGAUAAAUAUUGUACAUGAUUGGGCAUUAGAAUAUGAUCCAACAAAUACUAUGAUGCCUUCUCAACGAUUCUAUGUUUUACGUGAUCGAAAUCGUCUCUCUAUAGAAACUCUACAGCAACAUUUACAUUCACUUGUACCAAUUCGUGUUAGUAUAAAAGAUCAUAAAGGUGUUAUUGAUAAUACAGCAUUGAUUUAUUUACCCACUGUCGAUGAUUUAAAGACUAAUAAGAAGACAAUAGUAGAAUCUCGACAUAAUGAUCAAGCUCGAAUUGAAGAACGAAAAAUGAAAAAAGCGAAACAAACAUAUAAAAGAGGUCAAACAAUGAUUAAAUUAAUUGAACAACGAACAAAUAAUAAUGAACAAGCAAUUAUUCAUGAUUGUGAUCGAAAAAUAUUAGGUGCUAUGACAAGUGGAGCAUUUCAAUUUUCACGAGCUUGCUGUACAGGAAAAGGUUUUAUAGCAACAGGUGGUUUAUUAACUCUUUUACAACAACAACAGAAGAAGAAGACGACAAAGAAAGAAUUUCAACGUGUGUUAGUACGAACAACAACAUCGCAAUAUUAUCAUUGGGCAUCAUUAGAAUUUUAA